AGAGAAGAAGAUAGGAGAAAGAAAAUUUGUUUUUAAUGACCUUAAAAUUAAUGGAUUGUAUUGAGCAAUCAUUCUGACUAUUAAUACUCAAAUGAUAAACAUUUAUUGGGGAUAAAAAAGCAAUGCUAGUUUAUUUCUUACUUUAUGAAUUUAUGUUCGUAUAUCCGGGUCAAUGAAAUAGUCUGCACUUGUCGAAGGUCAUUAGAAUUUACAGUUACAAAGGAACAGUUGCAUCAAACAUCUUUGCUCGAUUAAUCAAGUUUUAUUCAAGAUGAAGUGGUUACUAUUUAGCAGUGUAUUUUUAAUAUAUACCUGCAUUAUUUUGUGUCAAGAUAUUGUAUUUCCAAAUGACGAGGAAAUAACUCAUGUUAGUGGAAAUAAACCAAUGAUAACAGAUCGUAUUCCUGUGUCAGCACCAGGUCAUUGUCCUGAAAACAUGCUCCUUUAUCCUAGCGAUGGAGACAAGCUUAGUUGGGUGUGCGAUUGUAGACCAAGAUUUUUGUACUUUCCUUUAAAUGAUUCAUGUUAUGAAGCUUAUAGACAAGGACCAUGUCCUCCACAACAUUAUGCUGUUCUUCCUGAAGGAGAAGCAGUUCCACAAUGCGUUAAAAAUCCAUGUUUGGAAGAUGGUUUAGUUAAAUACAAUAAUAUAUGUUAUCCUUUGAGAACAAUUGGUGGUCCUUGUGCACCUGCUGUCUUAGGUGUCAAUGCAACUACUUUUAAAUUGGAAUGUAUACCAACAGAUAUUGCACCUUUUAUUAUAAUAUCAGUUCCUGACCGAGGUUGUCCUCCAGGUAGUCGUAGAACCACUUUUGGUUUAUGUAAGAUGAAAGUUUGAAUUUCAUUUCAAAUGUUAAACUAAUACAUAAGAAAAUAUUAAACAUAAUAACUUAAUUGUAAGAAGAAUGUAAAAGGUACUUAAUAAAAAUUCAUCUUCUUGUUAAGACUUUGUUUUAUCCCUAACUAAACAGCCUUUAAUUAAUAAAUAAUUGUGAAUAUUAUAAUGUCAAUUAUGUAUGUAAAAUAAGGAUAUUUUAUAAUCUUCUUAAUUCUUUGACGUAAAUUUACAUGAAUCAUUUAAUAUCUUUUUAAUUAUUUCCUUGAAUAGCUAAUGACAAAUUAAUCGAAUAUCAUAUUUAAUGUUUGCGGUAUUUACAAACAUUAUCGAUGACUGUUACAUUAUCGUGACAGUCACUAAAGAAAAAGAAAUAUUUGACUAACGUUGUACGUCCUUGUUUUUUA
Messenger RNA from Polistes dominula (European paper wasp), 1242 nucleotides. RefSeq lists its product as uncharacterized. The record is from RefSeq and is a predicted model, not a curated record. Lineage: Eukaryota; Metazoa; Arthropoda; Insecta; Hymenoptera; Vespidae.